Messenger RNA from Desarmillaria tabescens, 444 nucleotides. RefSeq lists its product as uncharacterized. The coding region runs from base 6 to 245 and encodes 79 amino acids. The record is from RefSeq and is a predicted model, not a curated record. The transcript is spliced from 4 exons. NCBI's taxonomy places the organism in Eukaryota, Fungi, Basidiomycota, Agaricomycetes, Agaricales, Physalacriaceae.
CAAUUAUGUGCCAUCGCAGAAUCAGCUCGACCAGAUUCCUCUGCGGACACGAUGCUCCCCACGGUGAUCAACGGAUUGACUGCGGAUCCAGUAAAUGCAGAUAUAGCUCACAUCACUACGCUAUCAACCACGAGUGCAGAAAGAGCUGCCGACAAUGGCUAAGGCCAUCGCAUAAUGUGGUUACUAAGAAAGUCGAUACUCUUUGCUAUCAUUGCAAGUUAGCCGGCGGACCACAACAUCAUUGAGCUAAACACCCAAACUUUCAGAAGGUCUGGGCGCCGGAGAAGUGUAGCUUUGUUCUUUUGCACUUUCUCUUCACUCUGUCACACCCUGAAAGCACGCCAUUAAACGUUAAAAGCUUCGACUUUGAAAUUGAACCGAUCUUAUCUAUUCACGUGACCGUAUCUUCCAUAAAAAUGUUCUGAUCUUCAAGAAAUCGACGAC